Diabrotica virgifera virgifera (western corn rootworm) is the source of this 831-nucleotide messenger RNA. RefSeq lists its product as uncharacterized. The transcript is spliced from 2 exons. The coding region runs from base 1 to 831 and encodes 276 amino acids. Lineage: Eukaryota; Metazoa; Arthropoda; Insecta; Coleoptera; Chrysomelidae. The record is from RefSeq and is a predicted model, not a curated record. Gene Ontology annotation, molecular function: catalytic activity.
AUGAGUGUACGAAUCCCUACUCGAUACGGCCCUUCUCAGGGCAGCGACGCAGACCUCAAAGUCAUCUUCUGGAACGCUGGAGGUCUAAGCAACAGCAAGUUUUUAGAACUCAAACGAAGCGUUCUCGAAAAUAACGUUGAUAUAUAUGUCAUUGUAGAGGCAGGAGCCGCUACAGACACACCUCACCUCUACUCUACAGUAGGCUAUUCAACCCAUGUGCUGAAGAGGAGUCGACAAGUAGCGUCAGGAAUUAUCAUCGGAAUCAAAACCCCUCUAGUAUGCAAGACUAACGUAAUCCACGAAAUGCAGGAUAGAGAUAAAGUGGAAAUGCUCCAGCAACAAAUCCAGCCAAGUACCAUCAUAAUUGGAGAUUUCAAUAGUCCAUCCACGAGAUGGGGCUACUCUAGAACCACCAACGUUGGGAAACACCUCGAGGACUUUUUGGAUAACAACUAUCUUGAUGUAGUGAACACCCCACCUACGUUCUUAUCGUUUAGAGGAAGUCAAUCAAGGCCCGAUCUUGUCGUAACACACCCACACAUUACAGGGAAGACCAGUGUAACCCUCCUGGACGACGCAGCAGGCUGUGGUCACCGCGCUCUGCUAGUGACAUGCAAACUGGCAAAGGACAAAAAAGCCCAAAAUCGCGCCCCGCGCUGGAAUUUUAAAAAGGCGGAUUGGAAAAAGUACAGGGAAUGCACAGAUGAAGUCCUUACUCAACUAACAUUACAAGAACCAGAAGAAGCAGCAAAGAAAGUAACCGAGGCCAUACUUAAAUGUGCAAAAGAGUUCAUACCGCGAGGUCAAAUUAAGUGGUAUAAGACUUUAUAG